AUGACUGUGGAUAAAGGAAGAAUAAUACGGACUGUGGAUAAAGGAAGGAUAAUACGGACUGUGGAUAAAGGAAGUAUAAUAUGGACUGUGGAUAAAGGAAGGAUAAUACGGACUGUGGAUAAAGGAAGAAUAAUACGGACUGUGGAUAAAGGAAGGAUAAUACGGACUGUGGAUAAAGGAAGAAUAAUACGGACUGUGGAUGAAGGGAGGAUAAUACGGACUGUGGAUAAAGGAAGAAUAAUACGGACUGUGGAUUACGGAAGCAUAAUACGGACUGUGGAUGAAGGAAGAAUAAUACGGACUGUGGAUAAAGGAAGGAUAAUACGGACUGUGGGUAAAGGAAGAAUAAUACGGACUGUGGAUAAAGGAAGGAUAAUACGGACUGUGGAUAAAGGAAGAAUAAUACGGACUGUGGAUAAAGGAAGGAUAAUACGGACUGUGGAUAAAGGAAGGAUAAUACGGACUGUGGAUAAAGGAAGGAUAAUACGGACUGUGGAUAAAGGAAGGAUAAUGCGGACUGUGGAUAAAGGAAGGAUAAUACGGACUGUGGGUAAAGGAAGGAUAAUACGGACUGUGGAUAAAGGAAGGAUAAUACGGACUGUGGGUAAAGGAAGAAUAAUACGGACUGUGGAUCAAGGAAGAAUAAUACGGACUGUGGAUCAAGGAAGAAUAAUACGGACUGUGGAUAAAGGAAGGAUAAUACGGACUGUGGAUAAAGGAAGAAUAAUACGGACUGUGGAUAAAGGAAGGAUAAUACGGACUGUGGAUAAAGGAAGGAUAAUACGGACUGUGGGUAAAGGAAGGAUAAUACGGACUGUGGGUAAAGGAAGAAUAAUACGGACUGUGGGUAAAGGAAGGAUAAUACGGACUGUGGAUAAAGGAAGGAUAAUACGGACUGUGGAUAAAGGAUGGAUAAUACAGACUGUGGAUAAUGGAAGAAUAAUACGGAUUGUGGCUAAAAGAAGGAUAAUACGGACCGUGGAUAAAAGAAGAAUACUACGGACUGUGGAUGAAGGAAGGCGAAUACGGACUGUGGAUGAAGGAAGGAUAAUACGGACUGUGGAUAAAGGAAGUAUAAUAUGGACUGUGGAUGAAGGAAGAAUAAUACGGACUGUGGAUAAAGGAAGUAUAAUAUGGACUGUGGAUGAAGGAAGGAUAAUACCGACUGUGGAUGAAGGAAGGAUAAUACCGACUGUGGAUAAAGGAAGGAUAAUACGGACCGUGGAUUAA
Molecule: messenger RNA, 1230 nt
Organism: Pelobates cultripes (western spadefoot toad)
Lineage: Eukaryota; Metazoa; Chordata; Amphibia; Anura; Pelobatidae
Source: the annotation of a GenBank genome assembly